AGGAAGCAACAACACUUGAGAGAGAACCCAAAACACAGACACACAGACCACACACAGGGCGAGUGAGAGAGAGAGUGGCUGAAGUGAUGGUGUGGUCUACGAGCAAGCAACAAGGAGGAGAUCAAGAAGAACCCAAGCAGCACAAAAUGGUAAAAGAGGUGAAGAAGAGUGAGACACCCAUCUUCACGUAUCAGCUCCCCUUCCAUUCUCUUUCCCUUAACAAAGUCAAGAACAUCGAGGUCGACCGCUUGAGGCUGUCCUUCCCGACGGCGAAAAACUCUACGCUGGUCCCCGUUGAUUCCGGUUCUGAUGAAGAGAGUGACGAAGAUCAAGGCUGUUCGGACAUCGACGACACUGUAAACAGUAUAGGUGGACAAAUGACCGUCGAUAAGCCUAUGGACGAAGGGUUAGAUCGCAUCUGUAGUGGUCUGCAUGCUAUUCCCAGGAAAAAUAAAGCAAGAUCGGCCAAGAAAAGAUCCCAUAAGCUCAGCUCUAGGAAGUUCUACAAAAUAUUCAGCUGAGGGGCCUUUUUAUUGGAGUGUAUAAGGGAUCUCGAGGACUGGCUGAAUUCCGAUAGCCUCCUCUUUGGUCAAAGUGUACAAUUUGGAUUUCUUUGCUGAUUCUCCAUACAUUGGAAAAUUUGUACGCGUCCAUGUAUAACUUCUGAUC
This is a messenger RNA of Triticum dicoccoides, 669 nucleotides long. RefSeq lists its product as uncharacterized. NCBI's taxonomy places the organism in Eukaryota, Viridiplantae, Streptophyta, Magnoliopsida, Poales, Poaceae. The coding region runs from base 87 to 521 and encodes 144 amino acids. The transcript has a single exon. The record is from RefSeq and is a predicted model, not a curated record.